Molecule: messenger RNA, 1626 nt
Organism: Anopheles coluzzii
Lineage: Eukaryota; Metazoa; Arthropoda; Insecta; Diptera; Culicidae
Product: trypsin-3-like
Exons: 6
Coding region: 783-1601 (272 amino acids)
Biological process (GO): proteolysis
Molecular function (GO): serine-type endopeptidase activity
Source: RefSeq, a predicted model, not a curated record
GGAAUUAGACGUUUGUCCUUCGUCUCGCCACCAUAAUACCACAACACAACUCCGCAAAUACUCAAAAGUGUGCUAAAUGCGAUAACCUUUCGCCCAUGAAAUUUGCGUUCCAAUAGAUGCUCCGUUCCAAAUUUUGUUUGUUGUCUUUUUGAAUUGCUUAUCACCUUAUCACGCAGCGGAAAUUUGAUGUUUGGAGUAUGCAUCAUGCUCACGGUAGUCAAUUAUUAAACAGUUCUUGUCGAGUACAGUUGUUCAUUACAUCCCGUUGAAGAUCUUCUACCGAAAGCGAUCAUGUUGAAUUGGAGAGUAUUUCUGUUUGUUGCAGUGACCGUGUUUCUCUUUGUGCAGUUCGACACUGCUGAAUCCUCUCCGUUCAACGAUUUACAACCAACUGGGCGACCGGCCACGGCUGGUCAGGCAUUGAAGAAUAUUCUACAGCGUGCCAUCGGUGAUAAUUCUUCCGACGAGAGCAAACCAAGCGCCGGCAGCAGCGAGGAGCAGUUCCGGCCCUACCAUGGGUAGGUGAGAUUGGCGCCUAUUACCAUCACGUUUACCCUAUGGUGCACACAACAAAGACUACUGCAGCUGAUGGGCUUCUGUCGUGCGAAUUGGGAUCGGAUGCAGCGCUGCAACAAAGCCCCCAAACCCCCAUUGCGUGAGUGCAAUUUGCGAAUUGUUCAGAUUAUUGUUCCGCUUGUCAACCGCUAACGCCGAACAGCAUCCCAUUCCCGGGGGGAUACUGUUGGAGUACGGUUCAGUACAAGUACAGCUUACGAAUAAACAUGCCCCACGCAGGUCGGUGCUCUUGGGUUCUAGUAACAAUUCUUCACUUCGCCCAUCAUUAUGCGGCUUCCCCAGAAGAUCGAAUCGUAGGUACUGACGUGCCUCCCGAAAUUCCUCCAUCCGAAAUGCCGUUCGUGUGCUCCGUUCGUCUCCAAAGCGUCCACCGAUGCUGUGCCUCCAUCUUGAAUCCGAACUGGCUGCUAACAUCCGGACAGUGUACGGCCGACCUUGCGCCGGAUGCAAUUUCAAUCGUUUGCGGUAUCCGUAUGUAUCGAACGGUGGUGGAGAUUGCACUCCUUCCUUACUACCAACCGGCUGCAUCCAAACCGACGGCAAACGAUCUUGCACUGCUCCGAGUGGGAAGAGCACUCAGCUUUACGAGCAACGUGCAGCCCAUUCCAUUAUACGACGGGGUGGAAGUUUCCACAGGGACCGCAACCCUCGUCCGCUACGGACCAAUGGACGAACGGUGGAGUUGGUGGAAUUCAAAGCUUCAGCUGGCUGAGGUGUCGAUAUUAUCAGCCUGCGAAUGUCAGUACCGUCUGGGGCCUGCUCUGGCCCCCUAUCUCGAACCACGCAACAUCUGUACCGAUAACGGAUUUGUGACGACUAUGCCGCUAACCGCAACAGGUGGCCCGUCGUCGCGCUGUGUCGGUGAUUCGGGAGCACCGGUAAUGUUUGCUGCUUCCGAGCUGCAACCCUACACCCUGCUGGCGGUAACGGGCUGGACGGUCGCCCCUUACGGUACGGGCCCAUCGGUGCACGUUCGUGUUGCGCCGCAUCUCGACGGGAUUCUGUCCAUUAUCGGGGUCAAUUAACGCACCCGAUUAGGUGCCCCCGUUU